AGUCUCCUUCUCCUCUCUCAUUUCCUAUUCGAGUACGAAGCAAAUGGCCUUCGCUCCGGGAAAGCUGGCCCUGUCCAUCCUCCUGUCCCUAACCUUCGACUUUGCUGCCAAGUCUCUGUUCCCCAUCCAAUCCUCCAUUGCUCUCUCCAUACCUUUCCUCCUCUUCCUCUCUCUUCUCUUCUCCAACUUCAAGCGCUCCAAUUCUCCUCCUGGCCCCCUCUCCAUCCCCAUCUUUGGAAACUGGCUCCAAGUUGGCAACGACCUCAAUCACAGGUUCCUCGCCAACUUGUCUCAAAAAUAUGGCAGCUUCUUCCUCCUCAAACUCGGCGCAAGAAACCUGGUUGUGGUCUCCGACCCCAAGUUAGCCGCCGAGGUUCUCCACACCCAAGGGGUCGAGUUCGGGUCCCGCCCCCGGAACGUCGUGUUCGACAUCUUCACCGGCAACGGCCAGGACAUGGUGUUCACCGUGUACGGCGACCACUGGAGGAAGAUGCGCCGCAUCAUGACGCUGCCGUUCUUCACCAACAAGGUGGUGCAGCAAUACAGGGGGAUGUGGGAAGAGGAGAUGGACCUCGUCGUUAAGGACUUGUGCGGUGAUAGGAUCGCCCAGGAGCAGGGCAUGGUGAUCCGAAGGCGACUGCAGCUGAUGCUGUACAACAUCAUGUACCGUAUGAUGUUCGACGCUAGGUUCGAGUCGGCUGCCGAUCCUUUGUUCUUGGAGGCCACACGGUUCAACUCCGAGAGGAGCCGACUGGCCCAGAGCUUCGAGUACAACUAUGGCGACUUCAUUCCUAUCCUUAGACCCUUCUUGAGGGGGUACCUGAACAAGUGCAGGGAUUUGCAGAGCAGGAGGUUGGCUUUCUUCAACAACUACUACGUCGAGAAGAGAAGAAAAGUGAUGGCCGCCGAUGGAGAUGGGCACAAGGCCAGGUGUGCUAUAGACCACAUACUAGAAGCAGAGAAGAAUGGAGAGAUCAGUGCAGAGAAUGUGAUAUAUAUUGUGGAGAACAUCAACGUUGCUGCUAUUGAGACCACCUUGUGGUCCAUGGAAUGGGCUAUAGCUGAGCUAGCGAACCACCCUGCGGUCCAGGAGAAACUCCGACGAGAGAUCGCCGAUGUCCUUGAGGGCGAUGCGGUGACCGAGUCGAACCUCCAAAGGCUUCCUUACUUGCAAGCAGUUGUCAGGGAGACCCUAAGGCUGCACACACCGAUACCGUUGUUGGUGCCCCACAUGAACCUCGAGGAGGCGAAGCUCGGCGGGUGCACGAUACCGGAGGGCUCGAAGGUGGUGGUGAAUGCAUGGUGGCUCGCAAACAACCCGGCCUGGUGGGACAACCCUGAGGAGUUCCGGCCGGAGAGAUUCCUGGAGGAGGAGACGGCGGUGGACGCAGUCGUGGGAGGUAAGGUGGACUUCAGGUUCCUGCCGUUCGGCGUGGGCCGGAGGAGCUGCCCGGGGAUCAUACUGGCAUUGCCGAUUCUGGGGCUCAUUCUUGGGAAGCUCGUCGCUAACUUUGAGAUGAGGCCACCGCCUGGGAUGGAGAAGAUCGACGUGAGCGAGAAGGGUGGCCAGUUCAGUUUGCACAUCGCCGAGCACUCUGUUGUGGCAUUCCGGCCGGUCAAGAAAUAAAUUGGAGGAGAAUUGGGACUUAGAUAUACUUGACGGGAUUUAGAUGUUUUUCUUUUUUUCUUUUAAAACAAUAGAUCUUUUUCUUGUUCUUGAUAUAGACCAUAGGAUGAUUGCAGUUUCCUCGAAGUUCUGAAAUUCUUGCAAUUAAUGAAUGGCGAUGCGUUCUGAAUGUGUAAUAAAUGUUCCUUGUAUUGUUAAUUGUUUUGGCAAAACCAAAUCCUUGAGAUUUAUAUUGGUUUCACUCAA
This is a messenger RNA of Phoenix dactylifera (date palm), 1873 nucleotides long. RefSeq names its product cytochrome P450 CYP73A100-like. The record is from RefSeq and is a predicted model, not a curated record. Gene Ontology annotation, molecular function: monooxygenase activity; oxidoreductase activity, acting on paired donors, with incorporation or reduction of molecular oxygen; iron ion binding. NCBI's taxonomy places the organism in Eukaryota, Viridiplantae, Streptophyta, Magnoliopsida, Arecales, Arecaceae.